Messenger RNA from Linnemannia hyalina, 252 nucleotides. The record is from the annotation of a GenBank genome assembly. NCBI's taxonomy places the organism in Eukaryota, Fungi, Mortierellomycota, Mortierellomycetes, Mortierellales, Mortierellaceae.
AUGUUCAGCAUCAAGCGCUACCUCGGUUUCGUUUACCGGUUCGAGAGCUUGGAGAAUAUCACGUUCAGCAUGAAUGUGGCCUUUGAGGACGAGUUUGGCGCCCCGUACCAUUCCACGCAAGAGGGAGAGAACACUUCAGCACACCGACAGCACGGCUUGGUUCCACUUGAGAUGCUCUACAUAAGCGAUAUCAGGAACGCAAUCACCGAUGACAUUGACGAUGUUGUCUAUGCAUACAACCAAACCCUGUAG